Messenger RNA from Mytilus trossulus (common blue mussel), 1225 nucleotides. RefSeq names its product L-threonine 3-dehydrogenase-like. Gene Ontology annotation, molecular function: zinc ion binding; oxidoreductase activity. The transcript is spliced from 5 exons. The record is from RefSeq and is a predicted model, not a curated record. Bases 78 to 1145 code for a protein of 355 amino acids. Lineage: Eukaryota; Metazoa; Mollusca; Bivalvia; Mytilida; Mytilidae.
AGAUGGCGUUCUGUAGAUAUUAGAUUUUAUCAAAUGACCUGUAACAACUAGCGAACUUCCCCACUACAGCAGGCGAGAUGGCCACGACUGUCCCCAAAACCAUGAAGGCUCUUGUAAAGACCAAAGAAGGCAGUUCCUUUGAAUACAAGGACGUGCCUGUUCCUGAGCCUAAAGAUGAUGAAGUCCUGCUUAAAGUAGAUGCAAUUUCUGUUUGUGGAUCCGACAUAUCUUUGUACAUGUGGAAUGAAGUUGCAAGAGUUAUAGCCACGGUGCCUUUUAUUCCGGGACACGAAUGUGCAGGAACAGUUGUUAAAUGUGGACCAAAAGCCGACAUCGCUAUAGGAACGAAGGUUGGAGUGGAGAACCAUUACUUUUGUGGAAACUGUUACCAAUGCAAAAAUGAUUGUCGUGAAAUUUGUAAAAACAUGGGCCAGUUUGGACAUGGAAAGAAAACGGAGCAUGGUGCAUGUUCAGAGUAUACCAUAGUCUCAGCGAAGUAUUUGUACCAGCUUACAAGAAAUUUAAACGCGGAUCAAAUAGCUAUGUUAGAGCCGCUUGGUGUGGCACAUAAUGCCGUUGAGAGGUUAGAUGUUAAAGGUCAAGAUGCUCUUAUCAUUGGUUGUGGACCAGUUGGAUUGUUAGCUGGCAUGGUGGCUAAAGCUGAAGGAGCUAAAAGGCUAAUUGGAGCUGAUAUUGACCCGAAUAGACUCGAACUAGCCAAGAAAGUUGGAUUUGACGUAACAGUCAAUACUAAAGAAAAAGACUUAAAAGAGUUUGUAAUGGAAUUUACAGACGGUGAUGGUUUUGGACGUGUUUGUGAAUGUUCCGGAGCCCCUGUUAUGGUUAAUGCUAGCUUUUCUUUACUAAGGAAGGGUGGUACGAUGGUUAUGGUCGGACUACCUAAACAACCACUACAUGUAGAGAAUGUUCUACAGGAUAUUGUAUUCAAAGCUUUAACUCUACGAACUGUACACGGGAGACGUAUAUUCCACACCUGGAGGAGCACCGAAGCUCUCGUUGCAGACGGCAAAGUUGACGUAAACGCACUGAUAUCACAUAGAUUCCCAAUGUCUAAGUUUGAAGAGGCAUUCCAAGUGUUGUUUAGUGGUAAAGGUUGUAAAAUUGUGUUGUAUCCAAGCGAAUAAACAGACAAUCAUAAGGCAAUAAAAAAUGUUUAAAUAAUUGUGUAAACUUUUGGAAAAUGAAUAAAAUAUUUUAAAACUUU